Messenger RNA from Lytechinus pictus (painted urchin), 576 nucleotides. RefSeq lists its product as uncharacterized. The transcript has a single exon. Bases 1 to 576 code for a protein of 191 amino acids. The record is from RefSeq and is a predicted model, not a curated record. Lineage: Eukaryota; Metazoa; Echinodermata; Echinoidea; Temnopleuroida; Toxopneustidae.
AUGCCUACUGUUUGCCCAGCUAGAAUCACCCCUGAAUCCUUGAAAGGCAAAGUAAAGGAUGCACUUGAUGAUCUUCAGGCAAAAGACAUCAUCGAAGAAGUCAGCUCUCCAACUGAUUGGGUAAAUCAGAUGGCUGUGGUGCAGACAAAUUCUGGUAAAGUACGUGUUUGUCUAGACCCCAGACCUCUCAACAUCAUGCUCAAGAGGAAACACUACCCCUUACCUGUCUUAGAUGAUAUUCUACCUCAGCUUUCAGAUGCUACAGUCUUUUCGAUCUGCAACUUGAAAGACGGAUACCUUAACUGCAAGUUAGAUGAAGAGUCUAGUUUACUGACGACUUUUCCCACACCCUGGGGAAGGUACAGAUGGAAACGUCUUCCUUUUGGUUUGAAAGUCAGUAGUGAAAUCUUCCAAAAGAGGCUUCACCAAGCGCUUGAUGGUCUUCAUGGAGUCCGCUGUGUGGCCGAUGACAUCAUCAUCUGGGGCAACAGUGACGCUGAGCAUGAUGCCCGACUACAUUGUCUACUGAAGAGAUGUCAAGAUGUUGGCAUUGUGUUGAACAAGGAGAAAUGUUAG